GUCGCCGGUGCUUAAAGCAAACCACUGCUUUACCCUUACAGUAUCGCGAAUUCUCCGUCCACCCCACUUAAGCAACUCACUGCUUUCCUCCGCGUCGCGAAUCGCCGGCGCUUUCACCUUCUUACUCUUUCCAUUCGCUGCUCCGCGGUCUCGCCGAUUCGAAGGUAUAUGCGUCUUUGUGAAGAUUCUUGCCUCUUUUGUGGGUUAUGUAGUGGAUCCAUUUCUCGAAUUCGAUUUAAAUGAUUGGGAUGAAUGUGUUCAGCAUUAUGAGAUCCGUCGACGAUAAUACACACAGUUUCUUAUCAGAUGUUCGUGGGAAUUUUUUGGGGAUGGUGGAUAAUCUAGGGUUUCUGAUAUUUUCCGUCGCCAUUCGCUUGUGGGUUAAGAUAUGGUGUGCACUGGGUUUCGUUUUUGUGGAGAUCUCUGAGAAUUCUUGUUCAGUUUAGCUAACUGCGAGCAAAAAAAUCUUGGUCCCGCUAUGGUGAUCUAUUCUUCACUGCUACAGCUGCAUCUGCUGUUCCUGAAUUCAGUGUUAGUGUUAGCUUGUGAUGAUGAGCUACUUUGGCUCGCCCCCCUCUCCAUGCCCUUGCAGUUGGCCUGCUUUAGUUUCAUGAUAGCUUUGGUUUGAAUUGGCUGUUUAAUCGACUACCCCUUUUGGCUAGGUGUCCUUAAACUUAAGGACGUACAACUUACCCUACUUCUUUCUGUUAUAUGCCAGUUGUAACUAAACAUGUCGAGGAGAUAUGAUAGCCGAACGACGAUCUUCUCCCCAGAGGGUCGUCUCUACCAAGUUGAGUAUGCCAUGGAGGCCAUUGGAAAUGCAGGAAGUGCUAUUGGACUAUUGGCUAAAGAUGGAGUUGUCUUGGUUGGUGAAAAGAAGGUUACGUCCAAGCUUCUGCAGACCUCAACCUCCACUGAGAAGAUGUAUAAGAUCGACGAUCAUGUUGCCUGUGCUGUUGCUGGAAUCAUGUCCGAUGCAAACAUCUUGAUCAACACUGCCAGGCUUCAGGCCCAACGUUACACUUUUAACUACCAGGAGCCCAUCCCUGUCGAGCAGCUGGUUCAGUCUCUCUGCGAUACCAAGCAAGGAUACACCCAGUUUGGUGGUCUUAGGCCCUUUGGCGUCUCCUUCCUUUUUGCUGGGUGGGACAAAAACUAUGGAUUCCAGUUGUACAUGAGUGACCCAAGUGGAAACUAUGGUGGGUGGAAGGCUGCAGCCAUUGGUGCAAACAACCAAGCAGCUCAGUCCAUGCUUAAGCAGGAUUACAAGGAUGACAUCUCGAGAGAGGAUGCUGUUAAUCUGGCACUGAAGGUUCUCAGCAAGACCAUGGACAGCACUAGCCUGACUUCUGACAAGCUCGAGCUGGCUGAGGUGUUCCUCUCUCCAUCUGGCAGCGUCAAGUACCAAGUUUGCUCUCCUGAUUCACUUAGCAAGCUGUUGGUGAAGUCUGGAGUGACUCAACCUGCUGCUGAGGCCUCAUGAAGUAAAAAAAAAAAAAAAAAAAAAACUAGAAGCUCUCUUCUUUAUGCUUGUUUGGUUUCCUCACAAUGGUACGUGGAGGAUGACAUAUUUCAGUACUUUGUGCUUGUUUUAGACUGCAGAACCCAUCUGAGAUACUGUGUUGCGUGAAAUCAUUUAACUUUUGAAUCUCUGUUGUUCAAGUGCCAUGGUUGUGAAUUUUCUAGAGAUGCUUGCAUGAUUUAGAAUUGCAGAAUGAUAGUAACAGAAGUUUUCUAGCUAGCUUCAUGAUAUGCCUAGGAAUCAUUCUGUGUGGUGGAGUUCUAGGGAUGAAUUUGUCUAUCUGGGUUCAACUUGGAUAUGGGAAAGUUUUGGUCCGUUGGUAGCUACUAGGUAGUUGGAUUUUGCUCUGUUUGUCCUCUGCGAUCCAAAUUGUUUAUCAAAUUUGGUACAGAACCAGGGAACCCAAUGGCCAUUGCGCUUAGUGGUGGAUAAUACAAGCUUGGUUGGUUAACUGAACUGUUAAGUGUUAACCACAAACUGAAACGCCAUUAAGCCUUGGUGACUGAAUUGAAACCGUUGGUUCGAUGUAAGAAACCUAACUAGUUUUCUUCUGCGCUUGUGUUUGGUUUUGUGCUUUUGUUGGUUUCUAAAUGGUGGUUCGGAUGAAACCAAAAAGAAAAGUUUGGUGCAAACCGUGGUAAUAAAACUGAUUACAGAAACCUAUCAGGGCACGUGAAGGAUUAACCUAAAAACCCAAACCUGAGCUUGCAGCCCAACGUUGGCCCAAUCCCGGUUGCGGAGCCCAUUGGAUAGAUGCGUACUGUAUCUACUGGCCCCUCUGGGCUUAGGCCCGCUUGGGCCAUGAUAGGGUAUCCCUUCCCUCUGUUGUCAUGUCCAUCUCUACAUCAGCUGGUUCUACCAGUGGGAGUCAAACCCAAUGUUCAAGAAAAUGCUAGGCGCUAUCUAGGCGAGAAGGCACCGUCCAGCGCCCAAAUCGGUUAGUCGUUGUCUAGGCGAGAUUAAACGUUGAAUUACCUGACUUGCCGCUGGGUGGGUAUGGAGAUGCCCGCUUCGAACCUGCCCAUUACAUUAGCCUAUAAAUUAAAAAUAAGAAUGGAAUAAAAGUAAAGUUUAGGG
Molecule: messenger RNA, 2599 nt
Organism: Linum trigynum
Lineage: Eukaryota; Viridiplantae; Streptophyta; Magnoliopsida; Malpighiales; Linaceae
Source: the annotation of a GenBank genome assembly